AUGAGUGAAGUGCAGCUCCUGGUCGUGCUGCCUCAGGCCAGGACGCUGCGCUACGGCGUAGCAGGCCCAAUAAUCACCAUCAUUCAACGCGACCCGACCUGCUACGUCGUGCCGAUUUCCCCUCCCUCGACCCAGUACGUCGAGACCGAAGAAUGUGUUGAGGAGAUGAGACAGUAUGAGGUGGAGGACGAAAUCGACGUAAGUUAUAUUAAAUGA
Anisakis simplex (herring worm) is the source of this 216-nucleotide messenger RNA. NCBI's taxonomy places the organism in Eukaryota, Metazoa, Nematoda, Chromadorea, Rhabditida, Anisakidae. The record is from the annotation of a GenBank genome assembly.